UUCCAUGCGUGUAUCAUGGCAGCAAAAUAGUAGUCACUAGUAGUUGUAAUAAAAAACCUGCAUCUCUGGGUUUAAUUCCUCCAUAAAAUCGAAGUUAUCAGAAUUCCAGUGUUGGUGUAUUAUCAAGAAAGUAGCAUUUUCUGUGGGUGGAGCAUCUGAAUCUCCAAAAAUGAAAAAUAAAAGGAGAUAAAAUAGCAAAAGAACGGUAAAAAAAUUAGUUGAUAACAAGGGUAAAAAAUUAAGAGAUAAAAUUAGUUGUAUUUAGUUUCUGUAUACUGGUAUGUAACUUUUGUAAAUUUAGAUGGAAGGUGUAAUGUUAAUUCAGGAUUUUGGGCUAAUGAUAGUAGUAGGCCACAUGAUACAGAAGUAGUUACUAGAGAAAGUACGAUCAUGGUUGCAGUUUAGCUUAAAUGUAAACAUGGGUGGCUUUAUCUAUGAUAUAGGAGCAGUUAGGAAAAGAGAGCACUCAAGUACUAGAAUCUAAGUUGAUUGAACAUAUAUGCUAGAGUGUUGAUAUCAUGAACCGGUUUCCUGGAUGUAUCUCAUCCUAGUUGUUAUUCAUAAUUGCAGACAAGAUAAGAUAGAUAUAGUCCGGAAGCGUGGUACUGCAGUGUUAAAAUUGUUUUCAAUAUAAAAUGUCAACUUCUUUGUAGGUUUUGUUAAAUUGAAGCGUGGUACUGCAGUGGUACUGCUUGUGGCGCCUUGUCCGCCGGUUUGUAGUGUAAAAUAUUGUAGGUUUUGUUAAAUUGGUUUGUGUACUGUGUCCAUGCAGCAUGCUUUCUAGUGUAUAACUAGACAUGUUUCUCACUAGCGUUAGCACAAUCAAGUCUCCAACAUCACUAGCCUGUUUGGAUACCAGAAGUAGAAGAGUUUUUGCUUCUGGAGAGGCAGAAGUCAAUCUCAGAAGUCAGAAGCAAAACGGUCUUGCUUCGCAAAGUGUUUACUUGUUUGCUUCUAGAAGCCAUUUUGAUAUUGAGUCGCCAAGCUAAUGUCUGCUUUUUGACUUCUAGAAGUCGAAAAACAACUUCAAGGUGUAUUGUUUUUGCUUCUGACUUCUGAGAUCGACUUCUGCUUCUGGAGAAGCAGAAGCACUUCUACUUCUGGUAUCCAAACAGGCUAGUGUGCAUUAUCAUCAGAUAUAUUGUUAUGGAACUUGGAUGUCUACCCACGUUUUUAUUAGAGUACCAUUUCGUUGACACUCUUGCAGAUUUCUUAUGUGUGACGUCCUCUAAAUUGUCCGAGCAUAGAGUGAUAAUUGAUACCUAUGUUUAUUCAUCUUAAGUCAGCUGUUGUGGAACAAGGUCUCGUUGGUUACUUUUGGUAUUUUCUUACACUGAUUUCACUAAAUGAUCCUGGCUUGUCAUACUAGAUUCUACCCUGUAAUCACACUUUGUCAACCGGAUUAGGCCACCAGCAAUGGCUACAUAUUAGCAUACCUUGGAAUUGUAGUCCGCCUUACGAGCUUGCAAGGCUAUUUGAUUGAGAUCCAUCCAACUCUUGCAAUUCAAGUUGUCAGUAGCUUUGCAAGCUCGUAACGUGGUGUAUACUGCCAAGGUAUCCUAGGCAUUGUUGGUGACAGUUUCUAUUUGAGAAAGUCUGGUACACCUAAAGAAUUUGGGUUGUUUACAGUGUAUGUAUCUAGUAAGCAGAUCACAUAUGAUUUGUGCUUCAAUUAAUUGUGUGGUUCUAAAGCGAAAUGUUUUGUCAUCAUCAUCACCAUCAUCAUCCUCGUCGAAUCUUAUCUGGUUCUGGGUGAAAAGAGGGAUUCUUUAUUAGGAUUUCUGUAUUCUGUAUUGAAAUGUAAGGGACGCUACAAACUACCAAGCAAAGUAAAAAUGCAGGUGAGUUAUUUUGCCCAUUUUGGUUGCUUUUUCAUUCAGGGUUUUGGGCUAAUGAUCAUAGUAGGCUAAAUGAUAAAGAAGUAGUUACUACAGGAAGUGUAAUCAUUAUAAGAUUUUAGCUUAAAUGUAAUAAUGAGAAAAAUUGUCUACCAUGUAGGAACAGUUAGGAAAAAAGAAAAUUCACGUACUAGAAUAUAAGUUGAUUAAAUGAGCAUAUGUUGAUAUAUGAAUUUACUGUUUCCUUGUUGGCAGUAUCUCAACCCAGUUGUUAUUAAUAAUGUGAAAACUGCAGAGAAAACAAGAUAUAUACUCGUGAUAGUGUGGCACCGCAGUGUUAGAACUGCCUCCAAUAUAACCUAAGAAGCGCACACACUUGACAAGGUCAAUAUGUUCGUCGCUCGUGGCGUCUUGUUCGUGUGUAUGUAGUGUAUAAGUGUAGGCUUUGUUAAAUUGUCUGUUUAUCGUGUCCAUUGUUGAUGUCUUUGUUAAGAUAUGUGAUUUACCCCUUUAAUCUCUGUACUAGGAAUAAGGCUGUGGGUGAUGCUUCAACACAUUUAUUGAUUUCUAAUGUCAAAAUUUGUGCUGCAUAACUUAUCAUUUGAGUUAAUGUUCUUGGGUAAUGCUGUAGAGAUACUAUCACAAUUAUUAGCAUCAAUUAAUUCGAUGAAAUGCACCUCUGCUACACCCUUUAUUAGAUAACAAGACAGAUAUUCAACCUAACAAAGAAUCAUUUUCUCUUCUGAACAUAAAAAUUAGCUUUUUCAAUUCUUUUUCUUUGACACUGGUGUUUCUUAUCUUGAAUCUCCAUUGGACUUCAUUCUUAGAAACUGUCUCUCUAAUAUUGCCUUUAACGUUUGAUAGCCCAAGGAUAUGUGAUUUUGAGGUACUAGGUAUCCAAUAUUUUGUAAGUAGUUGACUUUCUCAAAAGGGAAAGAUUAGAGACAGUAUACAAAAAUAUCGUCAGUAUUUCUAUUUUCAUUUGAAAGCAUAUAAAGUCUGAAUGUUAACUUAAUACACUUUCGACGCUCGUUGUGGUUUAUCUGAUAAGGUUGAUGAGGGAAGAUAUUAAAUUAUUAAGUUUUACCUUUGACAAUUUUGCACUAUCCUUAUUUAUUCUGUGUUUGAUUACUGUUUGAGGUAUGGGUUAAAUUUAUUGUCAUCAAGUAUUAAGAAGAGUUAUCUUGUCACUCCUCUUCUUGUUCAUUUGUGUGGAUUCUGACGUUCAGAGGGUUGCAUCUGAGAUAUGCGAAUUCAAUUCAUUCUUCGGGUAUUAUUCUGUAUACUAGGAAUAAGGUCAUGGUUGGUGCUUCAACUCAUUUAUCGAGGUCUAAUGUCAAUAUGUUGUGCUACGGAUAGCUUUGUCAUUUAUUAUUUGAUAUAGUUUUAAUAUUAUCAGGGCAUUGCAUCUGUAAUUGAAUUAUUUGAAAUUUCAUUCAUUGGCUUAGACUUCAUUAAGCUUGAUUUUGCUAGUUUUCCUUACCGGGUAUGCAUCAAGAUAAUGACAUUUGUUGCAUUACCGGCCAUCACAAGUUUGGGUAGUUGAAAAGUCAUAUGCGAUUUUGAAGUGGGUGUGUUCUCGUGACAGUUUGGGUGUGUCUCUGUAAUCUCCACUCUGCUUUUUCUCUCUGUAGUUAAAGUUCUGAAAAUUCUUCAACAUUCUUCACUCAAAGAUCAGAAAAAACAAACGAAAACAUGAUUUCCUCAGCAGAUCUAUUCAAUCAACUCAAGUCUGCAGAACCCUUUUUUGUAUUAGCUGGACCAAAUGUGAUUGAAUCUGAAGAACAUAUUUUUAAAAUGGCUAAACAUAUCAAACACAUCACCAACAAGGUUGGUGUGCCCCUUGUGUUUAAAUCGAGCUUCGAUAAAGCUAAUCGUACAUCGUCUAAGUCGUUUCGUGGUCCUGGUUUAGAAGAAGGCUUGAAGAUCCUUGAAAAAGUUAAACUUGCAUAUGAUUUACCUAUUGUUACUGAUGUGCAUGAGAGCUGGCAGUGUGAAGCUGUUGGAAAAGUUGCUGAUAUUAUCCAGAUUCCUGCUUUCUUAUGCCGUGAGACAGACCUUCUAGUUGCAGCUGCGAAGACUGGAAAAAUUAUCAACAUUAAAAAAGGCCAAAUGUGUUCUUCUUCUGUUAUGGCAAAUUCUGCAGAGAAGGUUAGGUUAGCUGGUAACCCGAAUGUGAUGGUCUGUGAGCGAGGCACCAUGUUUGGUUAUAGAAAAAAGCUGGAGGGUGGAGGAGUUGCCAGUGGAGGUCUUCGCGAAUUAAUACCAUGUAUAGCAAGGACAUCAGUUGCUGUCGGGGUGGACGGUAUCUUUAUGGAGGUACAUGACGAUCCCCUAAGUGCACCUGUUGAUGGUCCAACGCAGUGGCCGUUACGUAACUUGGAGGAGCUAUUACAGGAGCUCGUGGCUAUUGCCAGGGUUAGCAUGGGAAAACAACAAUUCAAAAUAGAUCUCACACCAUUUCGUGAAGAUCAAUCUUGAAUUCAUAGGAAAAGGUUUAGCGAGAAAUGACGUAGCGACCAUUUUGGUGAUUAUGUUGAAGCCAGGUGUGAUUACUGGAAGGCAGACCUUCAGAAAAUCAAGAUCUUAUAUUGAAGCCAACUUGGAUCUCCACCUGCCUCACCACCAGAACCAGGAGCGCCACCCUCUUAAACAAAUUAGCUUAAGUUUGUGGUUCAUGUCAUUGAGAUUUGAGAUCAUAUUUGUAACCGUGUUCUUGUUAGUGUUACCCAUUAA
Papaver somniferum (opium poppy) is the source of this 4574-nucleotide messenger RNA. RefSeq names its product 2-dehydro-3-deoxyphosphooctonate aldolase 1-like. The transcript has 12 exons. Gene Ontology annotation, cellular component: cytosol; cytoplasm. Gene Ontology annotation, molecular function: 3-deoxy-8-phosphooctulonate synthase activity. The record is from RefSeq and is a predicted model, not a curated record. Gene Ontology annotation, biological process: monosaccharide biosynthetic process. Bases 3534 to 4319 code for a protein of 261 amino acids. NCBI's taxonomy places the organism in Eukaryota, Viridiplantae, Streptophyta, Magnoliopsida, Ranunculales, Papaveraceae.